Papilio polytes (common Mormon) is the source of this 939-nucleotide messenger RNA. RefSeq lists its product as uncharacterized. NCBI's taxonomy places the organism in Eukaryota, Metazoa, Arthropoda, Insecta, Lepidoptera, Papilionidae. Gene Ontology annotation, biological process: regulation of synaptic transmission, cholinergic; sleep; positive regulation of voltage-gated potassium channel activity. The record is from RefSeq and is a predicted model, not a curated record. The transcript is spliced from 3 exons. The coding region runs from base 118 to 564 and encodes 148 amino acids.
CUUUUGACAGUUUUCGACCUUGUUUUGUUUAAGAGUGUGUUAGUGUUUGUGUUUUGUUUUUUGUUUAACUGUUGUUUAAAUUAGAAUUGCUGAUUUAUUAACCAUUUUGUGAAUAUAAUGUUACUAAUAUCAAAAUGGGCUGUAACUCUAAUCGUAAUAUUCUGCGUAAACAAUGGUUACUGUAUAAAAUGUUGGAAUUGUCGAUCAAGUAAUGAUCCAAAAUGCGCAGAUCCAUUUGAUAACAGCACUGUUCCGAUAACUGAUUGUAAGGAAGAGAAAGGACUUGCCCAUUUACCGGGCGUGAAAUCUACCAUGUGCCGAAAAAUUCGACAAAAAGUGAAUGGUGAAUGGCGCUACUUUAGAGACUGUGCCUAUUUGGGUGAAGUUGGCAUUAUGGGUGAUGAAAGAUUUUGCUUAAUGAGGACUGGAACAUACAAUAUCUUUAUUGAAUACUGCACAUGUAAUAGUAAAGAUGGAUGUAAUUCAUCUUCACUGUUUGGUCCUGUACCCCUUGUUAUAUUUUCUAUGGCAACAUUGUUAAAAUUAGCUAUAAGUAUCUCUUGAUGAUUUACAUUUAAGAAUUUUUUACUGUUCAGGAUAAUAUUGAAUCUCAGGUACAAAUUGUACUUUUAAUUUAGCCUUUCUAGGGGAGAUAUAAAAAAAAUAUUUAGUUAAAACUCAGGGUUUUUACCAGUGAAGAUUUUAAAAAUACAAUAAAUGACACCCAGAAUAAGGUUUUGGUUAUAUAAAAAUUUAACAUUUUUACAGUAAAGGUAUGUGUUCUAUUUACCAAAUGAAAAUUUACUGAUCAUUAUGUAAUUUUACAGUAUACUUAAAUUUCAAUGUUACAUUACUUAAAAGGCUUAUGUUUCAGGAAAAAAAAAAUGAGUCACAAAAAAAUAGCCACUUCUUACAAUCAUAAGUGUUGCAUAGAUUAAG